CCGACUGACACAAACACACACAUGCACACGAUCCGGAUCGGUGCUGCAGACAGGGAGCCAUGACGCCAACRUGUAAGAUACACAGAAGAGCUGAUAGAAAUCUGAGUCUUGUGACAUGGGCAACCACCCUGGAACGCUUGAGUGUGGGAUGGCUGAACUGGUGCGAAUCCGCAAGAAAAAGCUGCAGAUACCAAUCUCUAGGCUCAGGAGCAUGUUGAAGCAGCUUGAGGAGAAGGAUGUUGAUUUUGAGGAAAUCAAAAAGAAUUUGGAUUUUACAGCAUCGUUGCUGGAGGCAGUUUACCUCGAUGGCACACGCCAGUGUCUGGAGUCUGAAGAUGAUCUUCACCAGCUGCAGUCAGACGGGGUGCCGUCAGAGGUCACAGAYUGGCUUGCGUCCACCUUCACACAGAGGAUCCGGAGGCCUGUCCGCCGCUCUGAUGAGAAGCCCAAGUUUCGCAGCAUUGUGCACGCAGUGCAAGCUGGGAUUUUCGUGGAGAGGAUGUUCAAGAGGGCCUACAGCGUGUCGAUGCCAGACCAACCUGCAAUGGUCGUAAACUGCCUCAGGGAUGUGGAUCGUUGGAGCUUUGACGUGUUUGCUCUGAACUCUGCCAGCUCUGAUCACGCGCUACAAACGCUCUUCUUUGAGCUGAUCACCCGAUAUGAACUCAACAGCCGUUUUAAGAUCCCUAUCUCAUGCAUGACUGAAUUCCUGUCUGCGCUGGAGAGAGGGUACCGCAAACACAACAACCCCUAYCACAACCAUCUCCAUGCUGCUGAUGUGACUCAGACUCUGCACUGCCUGCUGCUGCGCUCUGGACUUGUGGGAGCUGCGAUCACUUGUUAUAGAGAUGGUGUUGGCCACUGACAUGUCCUCCCACCUACUCCAGGUCAAAGCCAUGAAAUCCUGUCUGAAACAACAGGAACGGAUUGAUAAGCCCAAAGCGCUGUCUCUGUUACUGCACACGGCUGACAUUAGCCAUCCAUCCAAACCCUGGGCGCUGCACUCUCGCUGGACCAAAUCCUUAAUGGAAGAGUUUUUCAGGCAGGGCGAUAGAGAGGCAGAGCUCGGCCUUCCCUUCUCUCCGCUGUGCGAUCGAAAAAGCACCCUAGUAGCCGAGUCCCAGAUUGGUUUCAUAGACUUCAUUGUGUAUCCUACGUUCUCGCUGUUGACGGACAUGGCAGAAAAAAUUGUUAUUCCCUUGGUGGAGGAGAACCCAGGACCCCCAGACCCCUGCAACAGACACAGUAAUCUUUGGAAGGAGAGCUCCAGAGGCCUGCAGUGGAGUCUGGCACACAUCACAGCCGAACUGGUGAGCUUCCGCUCCACUUGGACCCGACACACUGAAGACAACAAGCUCAAAUGGAAAGAGACUGGAUCAAAUGGAUUUUCUGACGCCAGUGUUACAAAAGAACAAAGAUCCAACAAAGAAGAGCUGUCAGAGAAAUCCCUUCAAGACUCCACAGCUGAUAAAAAACAGUAGUUGGGACUUUUUUUCUUGUGAUAUCGUCUUGUUUCGUUGAAUAUUCGCAAAGUUCAGCCGAGGGUAACAAUAAAUUACUUUUUGUAAGAAAACCACAAAUCCUUUCAUUACUGAGAAAGAGAUAGUGGAGGAAGAAUUGAGGUGGAACUAAAGGUCAAAAUCAUCCUUCAAAGGUAAGAUGUGCAAUAUCAGAAAAUAAAUGUCCUUAUGUCUUAUUUUAAACAUAGUAACAGCAAUUUAAAUAGAAACUGUGCAUGCUGGUCAUGUAUGAUAUAGUUCAUGGUAUUAAUUUAUGUUGCCACCUAAACACAACAACAGGAACAUUUGUCUAAUUGUGAUCUGAACACACACAGAUAUUUAACCUUGCAUUAAACUAAAACAAUGCAUUA
Austrofundulus limnaeus is the source of this 1870-nucleotide messenger RNA. Its product is annotated as calcium/calmodulin-dependent 3',5'-cyclic nucleotide phosphodiesterase 1B. Gene Ontology annotation, biological process: signal transduction. The record is from RefSeq and is a predicted model, not a curated record. Gene Ontology annotation, molecular function: 3',5'-cyclic-nucleotide phosphodiesterase activity. NCBI's taxonomy places the organism in Eukaryota, Metazoa, Chordata, Actinopteri, Cyprinodontiformes, Rivulidae.